AUAUAUAUAUAUAAUGUUAAUUGACACUCUUACUAUGUACACUCUUACUAUGUACAAUUUAUAUAUAUAUAUAUAUAAAUUUAUGCAAAGGAGUGAUGAAUGAUGAGAAAAAGUUAUAUCACUGUUUUUACGUGAAAAUAUUUUAUGAAAAUGAUUGCUACGGUGAGCUGUGAAACCAUAACUAAAGGUGUAUAUUUUUUAGUUUUUAUUUUGGCUGCAUGUUUUUUAUUUUUAUUUUUUAUAAUACAUUUAUAGUUAUAUUCGGGAUGGUUGUUAAUAAUUAAUGAAUUAUUAAAUGAUAUCUUGAAAUUAACGGUUAAAUCUUAAAUAUAUAUUGUCGACGUUCAAUUUCGGCCGACCUGUGAUUCGUUUUGGGCCGCGGUGAAUCAAUCCAAAAAUACCGAGAAGGAAGGAACCCCCCCCACAAAAUUCCAAACGUGUACAUUAGACUCUUUUAUGUGGUUCGGCCAGAAUGAUGCCUAGUCCACGGUCGCCGUCUGAUUAUUCUCUCAGAGUGGCGAUAUCUGAUUAUUCUUUCCGUCCCUUGCCCCUCAUGAUUUUUUUGAUUCUCAUUUAUACUGAGGGGCUUUUACAAUUCAGAUAACAUAUAAAAAUACAGUAAUUAUAUAAUGGGGGACAAACAGUUCUUAUCGCCUUCACAAGACCGGGAGUGGGAUUCUCAUUACGAGGGGCAUGGGCUGUUACAGAUAAAGUGAUCGGACCUUACCUCUGUCUUCUCAGCAGCUUUGCCGCUCAUGCGAGCUGGAGGUUUCAGGCUGGCGACCUGGAUGGUCCAGCGAUCUGGAGGAUAUUUCAGGAGCUCGUUAGUCGAUUGUUUGGAGCUCGUUGGGGGAUUAUCGCGAGCUCGCUGUAUGCUUGCUUUACAAGUUCCGGAUUUUUGGUGGAGGCUGGGCUUUUUUUGACGAGGUCGUCCGGGCCUUCUUGGCCUUGGGUGAUUGGGCCAGUCUAUCGGACCGAGUCUGGUCCAUGCGGGGUGAUGCGGAAAAUACAUAUAACAUAUAUAUAUUACAUAUAUAUAUAUUACAUAUAUAUAUAUAUUACGUUUAGAAAUUUUUUAGUUUUUAAAAGACAAUCUUCUAUCAAUUUUUGACCAAAAAUUAAAAAUGCUUUUAGGUCUCGUAGGUCCGUUAACUGAUUGCCAUCCCUUAAACGUACAACAAAACCAUUCCUUCUUUUGAGGCCUAGCACUAUUUUAUUUAUUAUUUCCGACCGUUUCCGCCUUUUCAUGCUUCCUCCGUAGACGUUAAAUAUUUUUAAACGUUUAAAUGUUAUUAUUAUUAUUAUUUUUUACCGUUGAAGUAACGGGCAGAAAACACAGUACGAAGUAGGAACCGCUACGUGUCACAACAAACAGCUUCGGCAACCUCCGAACCUAUAUCCCUACCAGAACCUGCUUCAACGGCUACUUAUCUCUUCUCUCUCCUCAUACAUAUAUAUUCACAUGCCCUCCUCCUACAUAUAUAUUCACAUGCCCUCCUCCGCCUUAUCAUAUAGCAGCUGUGUUUGUCUUUCUCUCUCUUUAAUUUUCCCUUUGUCUUCAUUUAGCGCGACACAGAGAGAGAGAGAGAGAGAGGAUUUGUAAGGAAGCUAUAGAAUAUAGCCAAGUGUUCAUUCAUGGCUGCCGCGGGUUGUUUUUCAUCAAGGGCUCUGUGCUGCGCGGCAGUUCUCCUGCUGGUGGCGGUGAGGUUAUCGGAAGGUAGAGAGUACUUGGUCGGCGGCAAGACGGACAGCUGGAAGAUCCCUUCCUCCGAAUCCGACUCUCUCAAUCACUGGGCCGAAAGCUCCCGGUUCCUCAUCGGCGACUCCCUCGUGUGGAAGUACGACGGCAGCAAGGAUUCGGUGGUGGAGGUGAGCAAGAAGGACUACGAGAAGUGCAACACAUCGAGCCCCAUAUCAGAGUACAAGGACGGCAACACCAAGGUGACGCUGGACAGGUCGGGCCCCUUCUACUUCAUCAGCGGCGCCGCCGGCCACUGCGAGAAGGGGCAGAAGCUGGCGGUGGUGGUCAUCUCCCCAAGGCACAGAAGCAUAGCUCCGGCGCCUGCUCCGGUGGAGGGUCCGGCCGUUGCUCCGACCAGUGCCGCCGUCAGCUCAGAGGGCGGGUUGUUGGUGGGUCUGGGAGUUUUGGCCAGCUUCUUGGCCUUGUACAUGUGAGAGAGAGUGAAAUUUUGUGGGGGGGGAAGGCAUCUGGUUUUCCUGCGUGUGGGUGUGUUGUGGUGUGGGGUAGAGUGAGUGAGUGUGAUGUUCUUGGGAGUGCUAUUAUUAUUAUUAUUAUAGUAAAAUUCAAUAUAAAUUAAUUUAUUUGUUCGUUAAAAGAAAAGGUGUUGAAUUUCUGAAUUUGUUAGUAAUAGCAGCAGCAGCAGCAGUGUAGUCAAUUUGUUUUUAAUUUUUGUUGGUUGGGUGAAUGGGGGGACCAUACCAAAUGUAAUUAAUGUGAGAAAUAUCAU
Molecule: messenger RNA, 2468 nt
Organism: Diospyros lotus (date-plum)
Lineage: Eukaryota; Viridiplantae; Streptophyta; Magnoliopsida; Ericales; Ebenaceae
Product: early nodulin-like protein 1
Exons: 2
Coding region: 1636-2175 (179 amino acids)
Cellular component (GO): plasma membrane
Molecular function (GO): electron transfer activity
Source: RefSeq, a predicted model, not a curated record